AUGGACAACAAAGAUCCCAGCAUCACCACUCUGAGCCGACGGUUCCUGUACAGAUACCUCGACUACGCUCGGGUAACCACGGGAACCACCUCUCUGACCCCACACUGGGAUAAGUGUGUUAAUUACGUGGAGAACUCCCUCCAACGUUGCUGUGCUCUGCUAUCUCUGAGUUACGGGGCCAUCGGAGUGAUAGUCGGACACGAGUUGACACACGGCUUUGACAACAACGGUCGUAAAUAUGACAAAAAUGGCAAUCUUGACCAGUGGUGGAGCAACUCGUCUGUGACGGCCUUCACAGAGAAGACUCAGUGUAUGAUUGAGCAGUACAACAACUACCACUGGGAGGAGGCCGGCUUAAAUGUUCGUGGUACGAGGACUCUGGCUGAAAACAUAGCAGAUAAUGGAGGAGUGAGAGAAGCUUUCAGGGCGUACAGGCGGUGGGUGGAUGAAAGCAGAGCUGGGGUGGAGGAGCCUCUACUUCCAGGAGUGGAACUAAACAACAAUCAGCUGUUCUUCCUGAGCUAUGCACAUGUUAGAUGUAAUUCAUACAGACCCGAAGCAGCCAGAGAACAGAUCCAGAGCGGCGCCCACAGUCCUCCAAAAUCAGAGGUGGGUAGUAACGAAGUCAUCGGGGCGAUGAGCAACUACGACGAGUUCAGGAAAGCCUUCAGAUGUGAUGAUUCGUCAGUUAUGAACCGAGGAGCGCAGUCCUGCCGGGUCUGGUGA
This is a messenger RNA of Cololabis saira (Pacific saury), 726 nucleotides long. RefSeq names its product phosphate-regulating neutral endopeptidase PHEX-like. NCBI's taxonomy places the organism in Eukaryota, Metazoa, Chordata, Actinopteri, Beloniformes, Belonidae. Gene Ontology annotation, biological process: protein processing. Bases 1 to 726 code for a protein of 241 amino acids. The transcript is spliced from 9 exons. The record is from RefSeq and is a predicted model, not a curated record. Gene Ontology annotation, cellular component: plasma membrane. Gene Ontology annotation, molecular function: metalloendopeptidase activity.